Molecule: messenger RNA, 1584 nt
Organism: Thyridium curvatum
Lineage: Eukaryota; Fungi; Ascomycota; Sordariomycetes; Thyridiales; Thyridiaceae
Exons: 3
Coding region: 1-1584 (527 amino acids)
Source: RefSeq, a predicted model, not a curated record
AUGCGGCAAAACACCAGCUGCUACGGGACUCUUGACGAGGACCAGCGCGAGAUUCGCCUGUUCGAGCUCCUCCCCGGCGAGAAAGACGAUGCCUUGCGCGGGCGCCUGACGACCGUGUCGCUGGACGCGAACCCGCAGUAUGAUGCAGUCAGCUAUGUCUGGGGCGAUCCCCAGCUCCGCUUCCCGCUCAUCAUCAACGACGGUCAGACCAUCCUGAUCACGGAAAGCCUACAGGUGGCCCUCCCCUGUUUGCGGCUGAAGGACGAGCCUAGGGUGCUCUGGAUCGAUGCCAUCUGCAUCAACCAGGGCGAUGAUCAAGAACGGGGUCAUCAGGUCGGGAUGAUGAAGGACGUCUACUCCAGGGCCCGCUGCGUACGGAUCUGGAUGGAUGUCGAUGUCGAUCUCACAUCCCCGGCCUUCCAUGCUGCCCAGCAGCUGAAGGCGUCACGGAACUGCUUUCAAUUCGAUGAUGAAAGCUCUCGUUCCUCGGACCUUGGCCAGACCAAGGAACUGACAGAUCAUGAGCCGGAGUUCUGGGCCCCAAUGCACAAGAUAUUCGCUCACACAUACUGGGAAAGACACCUUUUACGGCACAACGAGGACGUAUAUUCAGUACGCGAGGCUCGAAAGCUUCUCUUCUACACUAUGAGUGUUGGUUUCUGGGUGAUGAGAAAACAAUACAAAGUCCGCAGCGCCGUGCCGACGUUACUUCGAUUGUUCUUGAGAUCAAUGGGCCUCAAGACAAGCGACCCUAGGGAUUGGGUGUACGGGUUUGUCGGCCUUGCUCUGGGCUACCACGAGGGGGACUUUGCGCCGGAUUACACCCUCACUCGCUUCCAGACUUAUUCUUUGGUCGUGAAACACUACGUACGCAAAUACCAAUCUGUCGACUUCCUCUGCUACUACCUGUCGGGAAGCACAGACCGGUCCUUGCCGACUUGGCUUCCAAUGCACGAAGCCCUUCUACUGACGACCGACUUCGCGUCCAAGUCGACAGCUGUUCCUGUGAGCUCGGACAUCGUAGAGUUUGAUGGCAGGCUGAUGGCUCUACGAGGUAUCAGAUGCAACAGAGUUUCAUGCAGGGCUGCCGACCCGAAUUUCUCUAUGACCAUUUCGGAACUGAUCACGCAACUCGAAGCCAUAUCUGCGGAGCUCGGUGUUGAAAGCGAUCCAUUCGCAAGCGCGCCUUUCCUGGAACUCCUCGAGUCGUGGGCCCUCGGCGAUGUCAAGCUCGAGGACCUGUCUCGGGACGAGUUUAGGGAUCACGUCGUCGACCUGAUCGGGCUGGUCUCCUCCGAGGGCCUCGAAGACUCGGACCCCAUGGACGUCGAGUCCUCGCUGGGGCCCGACCUCGAGCAUCCCGAGAACAGGACCCUCAAGUUCUUCAUCCUCGGGCUGCACCGGCUGGCUCAUCGGGACGGAGAACAAGCGGCUGGGCGCCUCCUGGUCCGCCUUCAAGGCCCGCCCCGCGCAGCCGGGGGGACGAGAUCUGGGUCCUGCUCGGCUGCUCCAUGCCCGUGGUCCUGCGCCCAAGCCGGACUGGCCGAUACCUGGUGGUCGGGCCCGCGGUCGUCCCCGGCCUGA